CCCUCUCUCCACUCCGGUUCCAACCCGAGCACACAUGCGGGCUGUGCUGAUGAGGCUCCGCCGCCGCGGUCAUUCAGGUCGCUCCGGGGCCGCUCCAUGGAAACACGCCGACCACGCUCCCGCCACCAACAACAGAUAAACAAACAAACAAAAGAGGAAGCAGCGGCAAGAAGAAGAAGAAGAAGAAGAAAAAAGUGCCCGUGUGCAUGGGAAUCCGGACUGGUCUGCCUCCCCUCCACCACCACCACCACCACCACCUCCUCCUCCUCCUCCUCCUCCUCCUCCUCCUCCUCCGACUUGUGUGCGCCUUCGCUCGGGGGCUCCGUCCGCCGCCUCGGUGGUUAUAAGAGGAGCUCCACUCGGCUCACCUCCACUCCAAUCGCCUCAACAGCUCCCACGGAAGGUUCAACAACCUCAUUGAUCGUCACCUCACGUCUCUGAUCCGGACGUCAACAUGGCUCUGAGGCUGUCAGUCAUCUCCCUCGUGCUGCUUGUCAGACUUCAGCCUUUGCUGGCCGGCGCUCCCCCCGAGCCUAGCUUAGGCGGCUCAGUGUCGGUGGUGUCCGCCAAUAAGACGGACUGCAGCAAGGCGGCGGAAUGCUUGCCCGGUGUCAUGCUGCCCGUGUGGGAGCCGAUGAACCCGUCUUUUGGCGACAAAGUGGCCCGGGCGACCGUGUACUUUGUAGCUCUGGUGUACAUGUUCCUGGGCGUGUCCAUCAUCGCUGAUCGCUUCAUGGCAUCUAUCGAGGUCAUCACCUCCCAGGAGAAGGAGAUCACCAUCAAGAAACCCAACGGCGAAACCAGUACCACCACGGUGCGCAUCUGGAACGAGACGGUGUCCAACCUCACUCUCAUGGCUCUGGGCUCCUCGGCUCCAGAGAUCCUGCUGUCCGUCAUCGAGGUGGUGGGCCACGGAUUCAACGCCGGGACCCUGGGCCCCUCCACCAUCGUGGGUUCGGCAGCCUUCAACAUGUUCGUCAUUAUCGGGAUUUGCGUUUGGGUGGUGCCUGACGGCGAGACCAGGAAGGUGAAGCACCUGCGGGUGUUCUUCGUCACCGCUUCCUGGAGCAUCUUUGCCUACAUCUGGCUCUACUUGAUCCUGUCGGUCAUCUCGCCCGGCGUGGUUCAGGUGUGGGAGGCCCUGCUCACCUUCUUCUAUUUCCCCAUCUGCGUUGUAUUCGCCUGGAUAGCCGACCGCCGCCUGCUCUUCUACAAGUACGUGUACAAGCGCUACAGGACGGGCAAGCAGCGUGGCAUGAUUAUCGAGACCGAAGGCGACCGGCCGCUUCCUUCUAAGGUGGACAUCGAGAUGGACGGCAAGAUGCUCAACUCUCACGGCGUGGACUUCCUGGACGGCCCGCUGGGUUUGGAUAUCGACGAGAAGGACCUGGAUGAGGAGGAGACCCGCAGAGACAUGGCCAAGAUUCUCAAGGAGCUCAAGCAGAAGCACCCUGACAAAGAGGUGGAGCAGCUAAUAGAGCUGGCCAACUAUCAGGUCCUGAGCCAGCAGCAGAAGAGUCGGGCUUUCUAUCGGUGCCAGGCCACCCGACUCAUGACGGGCGCGGGCAACAUCUUGAAGAAGCACGCCGCCGACCAGGCGCGCAAGGCCGUGAGCAUGCACGAGGUGCGCUCCGACGCCGGCGACAACGACCCCGUCUCCAAGGUGUUCUUCGAACCAGCCACCUACCAAUGCCUGGAAAACUGCGGCACAGUGGCGGUGAAUGUCCUGCGGCGCGGCGGCGACCUGACCAAGACCAUUUCCGUGGAGUACCGGACCGAGGACGGGACGGCCAACGCUGGCUCAGACUAUGAGUUCACUGAGGGCGUGGUGGUGUUCAAACCUGGCGAGACAGCCAAGGAGAUCCGCGUGGGAAUCAUUGACGAUGACAUCUUCGAGGAGGAUGAGAACUUCCUGAUCCACCUGUCCAACGUUAAAGUUCUGGCCUCAGAGGGCGGGGAGGCCACGGAGGAUGAGUCAGCCAACCACGUGGACUCUGUGGCCUGUCUGGGCCUGCCAGCCACGGCCACCGUUACCAUCUUCGACGACGACCACGCAGGUAUCUUCACGUUCGAGGAGCCCGUUUUCCACGUGAGCGAGAGCGUGGGCACCAUGGAGGUGAAGGUGCUGAGGACGUCGGGCGCCCGCGGUGUGGUCACACUGCCCUACAAGACGGUGGAGGGCACGGCGCGGGGCGGCGGCGAGGACUUUGAGGACGUGCACGGUGUGCUAGAGUUCCAGAACGACGAGAUCUUGAAGAGCAUAACGGUUAGGAUCUUAGACCGUGAGGAGUACAAUAAGCAGUCCUCCUUCUCCAUUCUGCUUCAAGCCCCCCAGUGGAGGAGAUGCAACAGGACAGAUUGGACAGAGGAGAAGCAGAAGCAAGAGGAAGCGGAGGAAGUUGCAGAGGAAGAAAAGGCCCUGACGGGGAAGGACGAGGAGGAGAGGCGCAUCGCCGAGAUGGGUCGGCCCAUGCUGGGAGAUCACGUCAAACUGGAGGUGGUCAUCGAAGAAUCCUACGAGUUCAAGAACACCGUUGACAAACUGAUAAAGAAGACCAAUCUGGCUCUGCUGGUGGGGACUAACAGCUGGAGAGACCAGUUCAUAGAGGCCAUCACUGUGAGCGCAGGCGAGGACGACGAGGACGACGAGUGCGGCGAGGAGAAGCUGCCGUCUUGCUUCGACUACGUGAUGCACUUCCUCACCGUCUUCUGGAAAGUCCUGUUCGCCUUCGUGCCGCCCACCGACUACUGGAACGGCUGGGCGUGCUUCGUCGUGUCCAUCUGCAUGAUCGGACUGCUCACCGCCGUCAUCGGCGACCUGGCGUCUCACUUCGGCUGCACGGUGGGCCUGAAGGACUCGGUCACCGCCGUGGUGUUUGUCGCGUUGGGAACGUCGGUACCAGACACGUUUGCCAGCAAGGUGGCGGCCAUCCAGGAUCAGUACGCCGACGCCUCCAUUGGCAACGUGACGGGCUCGAAUGCCGUCAAUGUGUUCCUGGGCAUCGGGGUGGCGUGGUCCAUCGCCGCCAUCUACCACCAGAGCAACGGCAACGAGUUCCGGGUGGACCCGGGCAAGCUGGCCUUCUCCGUCACGCUUUUCACCAUCUUUGCCUUCAUCUGCGUCGCCAUGCUGAUGUACCGGCGGCGGCCCGAGAUCGGCGGCGAGCUGGGCGGGCCGCGGACUGCCAAGGUGCUGACCACCAUGCUGUUCGUCAGCCUGUGGCUCCUCUACAUCCUCUUCUCCUCGCUGGAAGCCUACUGCCACAUCCAGGGCUUCUAGGAUGGCGAAAAAGCCGGUCCAAGGGGGAUUUUUAG
Messenger RNA from Phycodurus eques (leafy seadragon), 3315 nucleotides. It is a transcript of the gene slc8a1b, whose product is annotated as solute carrier family 8 member 1b. Bases 455 to 3280 code for a protein of 941 amino acids. The record is from RefSeq and is a predicted model, not a curated record. Gene Ontology annotation, cellular component: axon; sarcolemma; postsynapse. Lineage: Eukaryota; Metazoa; Chordata; Actinopteri; Syngnathiformes; Syngnathidae. The transcript has 11 exons. Gene Ontology annotation, molecular function: calcium:sodium antiporter activity. Gene Ontology annotation, biological process: sodium ion transmembrane transport; cell communication; calcium ion import across plasma membrane.